CAUCAUACUGAAGACCCCGUUGAGAGGAUCUUUUCUCACUAUAAAGAGAAGAUGCAGCUCCGGCGCCUUUGAGAUGAUCGCCAGGAUUUACUCCGCGCCUCUCUGCCCCUAAGUUCUCUAAAGGGCAAGCACCUUCGGCUGUUUUAAAAUAACCACCUGGACUGCUAGCACUCUGAAAACAUUUACCUAGUGGAGUGAAUGUGAAUGAACCUCCCAGUGUUUGCUGCCAAAGCGUCGGAGUCAUCCAAGACUGUGAGCAUAUUUUUCUUCUACGCGACCAGCUGUGGUUUAGAGCCGGUGCGUCGGUGCCUCUCGGCGCAGUUUGUGUUGCAGGUGCUUGGAGAAGCAGCGCGAGGACAGAUGGCUGCGCUGACGAUACAACGGACCGACAACUUUUUGCACACAUUUUUACAGGACCGGACGCCCAGCUCCUCUCCAGAGGGGGCACCCAACGCCCUCUCCUUUCUGGCCACCACCUGCAGCCAGGCCUGGCAGGUGGGGAGCACAAUGGGCUCAGAGGGUUCUCAGUUCCCCUACGAGGGCACCGUCAGCUCAACAUCUGGAAUGUUUCAGCUCUGGAGCAACGACAUGCCACCCAGCACAGCCCUCAGCACACAUCAGAUGACCUUCACGGUGCCCAAGAUGCAGUUCCCUGGACACAUGCAGUCCGGCCUGGGUCACCAUCAUCAUCACCAUCACCCCCAUCAUCACCACCAUGAGCUGCCUCUUACCCCUCCAGCUGAACCACCAUCAUCCUACUCCUUUGAACUCUCCCCUGUUAAAGUGCUGUCCUCACAGCCACAGACCAACAGCCACUAUUAUCCUCAGCAUAACAAUGUGGGACAAAACUUCCCCACCUUCCUCCCAAAUUCAUCAGGUAGGCAUCAUUUGUCCGGAGGCCAUGUGGAAGAAGGGCAGCAAUGGUGGAGCCUACCCCAAACCAACGCUACUCCUUCUAACCACCCCUUCUCCCUGGGCAGACAGCUGGUUUUGGGGCAUCAGCCCCAAAUAGCUGCCCUUCUCCAGGGCACCUCCAAAGGUCUGCUGAGCUCCACGCGCCGCUGCCGCCGCUGCAAAUGCCCCAACUGCCAGGCAAAUGGUGGAGGGUUGGAGUUCGGGAAGAAGAGACUGCACAUCUGCCACAUCCCAGAGUGUGGCAAAGUGUACAAGAAGACCUCACACCUGAAGGCUCAUCUGCGCUGGCAUGCCGGGGAGAGACCCUUCAUCUGUAACUGGCUCUUCUGUGGUAAAAGCUUCACCCGUUCGGAUGAGCUACAGCGGCAUCUCCGCACGCACACCGGGGAGAAGCGCUUUGGAUGCCAGCAGUGCGGCAAGAGAUUCAUGAGGAGUGACCACCUCUCCAAACACGUGAAGACCCACCAGACGAGGAAGAGCCGAUCUGGACAGCCUUCACAGAGCACGGACCCGCUGCUCACCAACAUUAAGAGAGAAUAAUCGCUGUGGUUCUUCAAUCAGAGACAAGACUGUGUGACUCACACUCACUGCCAUAGGUUUGCACUAGAGGGUAAGCGUCAAGCUCCCUGAAUAUAUUCUGUUGUCAAAGCUCUGCUUUGGACUUCAAAUACUACCAUAAAGUAUAUUUAGUGAUCAUUUUGAGUUACAUAAUUAUGUGCUGUUUGGAGCCACGCACCUUUAAAGAAAACUUGAAGCCUUUCUAAGCGAUAUUGUGAGAGUUUUUGCUGCAUUCAGUGUACCUUUCUUCAAGCCACACAAACGGUUCUCGCCUAGAGUUAACUUAAUUAUAUCCCUUUCACAUUUUAAAAUUAAUUUAAAUUUGAUCAGAGUUAGUUUUUUGUUAUUUUUAAUUUUGUGAUGUAAAUAUUUUUUUCAUGUGAUGAAUUUGCAAGACAUGAAAAACAUUUCAAAAGGCUUUCCUAAUAUGUUCCUAAAUAAAUGUAUGCCUUAGUACAGCUCUGAUUUCUGCUCCCUCGAACGAAUGGAUGAAUGCCUGUGUUACUGUCGAUCGUUAGAAUUUUAUUCCAAAACAUGCUAAUUUGUCUAUUGCAAGGUAAGAAUCUUUUUUUAAAAAAAAUAUAGACAUGAGUGUCUCCGAGCCGCAUACGUAUCUGCUCUGAAGCAGUAAUGUUCAUUGCUGCAGAUUAGCAAACAUGUUAAAUUUUUAAGUUCUCUGUAAAUUGUGUAUAAAUAUCAUGAACAGUUUUAUUUGUAUUAUGGCAGCAUGUAAAUUUGAAUAAACAUUGUCC
Molecule: messenger RNA, 2225 nt
Organism: Oreochromis aureus
Lineage: Eukaryota; Metazoa; Chordata; Actinopteri; Cichliformes; Cichlidae
Gene: sp5l
Product: Sp5 transcription factor-like
Exons: 2
Coding region: 205-1455 (416 amino acids)
Biological process (GO): regulation of transcription by RNA polymerase II
Molecular function (GO): RNA polymerase II cis-regulatory region sequence-specific DNA binding; DNA-binding transcription factor activity, RNA polymerase II-specific
Source: RefSeq, a predicted model, not a curated record